AUGAUGACUACCACAGAACCUGGAAAAGAAUUUCAAGCGAUAAGCGAUGCGUCAGCUUCAUUGGAGAGCAAAGCUGUGGUUGAUAGAAAAUUCCCUGAUCUCUACAAGACAUUCACAGAGCAUCCCAAGUACUGCAAAAACGCUUCUGAUGACUAUAGAAAUGUUAUUUUCAAGAAGGCCGUUACAACAAGCACAUCUGUCUUGUCAGAAAUUCAACAGUUUGAUCAAAAGAGCCCUUGUGGAUUCGCUCCUCUCAUCAACAGAGCUUACUUUGUCAUCAAGAACCGUCUUUGUCUAUUGGAUUAUGCCAACAGUCAAGACAUUUCACAUCACGAAGAGGAUGAUGAUAUCGUGGGCGUAGGAUUUGUUGCGCCCAAGCCUGGCAUCUUUUUGGAUAGUGUCAAGCAAUUGCUGGUCAUUGCAACCACCACAAUGAUCAAAGUCUUUGGUAUCGCUGAUGGCCCCGAUGGCUUGCAGUUUGUAAAUUCAUACAUGACCACAUUGACCAACCGUGUCUGUAUGCGUCAGAUCGUCGGUACGAGUCAGGGCCGUAUUUUCAUGCUGGGAAAUGAUGACAAUGUGUGGGAAUUGGACUACAAGGCAAAGGAAACUUGGUUUUCUAGCAAAUGUUCCAAGAAAUUACAAACCUCUAGCAGCUCACUCAACUUUUUGUUUGGCAAGUCAAGAGACCCCAUUGUACAACUUGCAGUCAAUGAGAGCGGCACCGUCUUAUACCAACUGACCCAAAGCUCAAGCAUCCAUGUCGUGUAUCUGGGCACAGACGGCUUCACCUACAACACAGCCUACAGGAAGCACGACUGCAUUGCCGAUGCAAAGAUAUCGCAGCCCUCUUCCAAGCAAUUCACACCCGAAACACGCAUCGUCUCCAUCCAUACCACCACAAAAGCCGAGUCUCUUUCUUACCACUUGGUUGCCAUCACCUCCAAUGGAUCCAGAAUCUACUACAACAACCAAAAGAACGCUCAACAGAUGAAUUACGAUGCAGAGCCCACUGGACUGAUCACAGUGCAUGUGAGAACACCUGACGACAGCGUAGCACCUACUGAUGCCGUGAGCCAUUGUCUCUACAGAAACGGCCUCACAUUGUUUGUCAAAAAUCCAGAUGCCAACCCUACGCAAUCACAGAUUGUCGCUUACUCACCUAAUCUGGCCAACUUGGGCAAUCUCAUUUUAGCCACUUCCACCGCCCAAUUGAUUGAAGACGGCACUACGAUUGAUAUUCACGGCAAAGUUCUCUCUAUCGUUGAAGCACCCACUGGAUCUGACGACAUCAACGAGUUCAAAUACGCAUACCACACACCAUCUCGCCACUUUUUAGUGCUGACAACAUCUGGUGUUACAAUCUUGGCCAAGCAAAGACCUGUUGACAUGUUGCAUAACCUCUUGUUAAAAACAACCCCUGACACGCGCUUCCGUUUGCGCGAGUUCGAGCCCUUCUUUAGCCAGUUUGGCUACCUCAACGCAUGCUCGCUCUGCUUCAACUUGAUCUGCUCAGCCAAUUUACCCACCCCUGACUCUCUGUACAGCAACAGUGCCAUCAGCUCUCCAGUGCAGGAUGCUGCCUUGGAACUGCUCAAAAAGUAUGGCCAAGUGACAUCGGCAUUGACGGAUUUCAACAAUCGCUCCUACUCUAGCAUUCACGACGGCCUGGCCUUGUUUGUCUAUCGCAGCGUUCAAGGCAUUUGGGGCAAGCACUUGAUCAAGGCGACAACCACGCCCGCCAAUACCUUUUACACAAACAGCAUUGCAAAGCAAGAGCUCUGCAACAUCAGAAACACCCUGUCCAGCAUCAAAAACGUCAUUGAUCAAAAACAGGGAUUGUUCCAUUUUGCAGCGGAUUCACCCGAGACGGCAUCCUACAACCACCUGCUGACGUUUAUUGACUACCUCAAAGAAUCCAUGUCGUUCUUUAUCUACCUGAUUGAUACCGACCUGAACGCCAUCAUCAAAACCAUCAGCAAACCUGCUUCUCAAGCUCGUCUUUUGGAAAAUGACAUCAAUACACUGCUCACUACACCAGAAGGCAUGUCUACCGUCACCAGUGAUUUGACAGCUGCCUUGAUUGAUUAUACCACAAAACGAUAUGAUGGCAACAUUGACUAUGUGAUUGAUAUGCUUACAAGCCAAUGCGGUUCCUUCUGUCGCGCCGAUGAUGUCUUGAUCUUCAAUGCUGCUAAACAGAUCGCUUCUGCAAAAACUGCCAAUGCAGAACAGGCCAGAAAAAUUUUGGCUAAUACCAUCACUACAUUGUCCAGUAUCGCCUCCAAUAUUUCACACAGUAAGGCCGUUGAAUUUGCGUCUCAAUACGCAGAAUUGGGCUAUCAUGAAUAUGGUAUUUGUCUUGCUCUAGACUGUGCACAAGCGAGAGAUCCCCUCAAUGAUGCCACUGCCUACUUGGACGCUGGCUGCCCUGCUGGUGAUGCUCGUCAGGGUAUCUUUACUAAAAAGAAGCCCUUUUAUGACAUUGCUAUUGAAAUCCUCAAGAAGGUCUUCCUGAAUCCAUCUCAGCCCGCUGACUACCGUAAAAAGAUCAUGCUCAUAGCUUUUGAUCCCGCGCGAAAUGACAAGGCCUUCCAGUUCUACGCAUACGAUGCAUUCCUGAGGGAAAACAUUGUCUCUGUGCUUAUAGAAGAAAAUGCACCCAAUUUAGAGCAAUAUCUUAAGCAUCCUGUUGAAUACAAGCGUCUCCAAUUGCUUGCUGCGUACUAUAGAUACAACAAGCGCUAUGAUGCUGCUGCUCAAGUGUUUGCCGCAUUAUCUCAGUUACCAAGCAUUUCCUCAGAGGAGCGAUUAGAUUACCUUACAGCGGCUGAAACGUGUGCUCGAUCUGUCACUUCACCCACCAAAUUGCUCGAGAUGCGCUAUUUGAUGGACGACAUCAAUACAAGUAGGGAACUCGUAGAAACACAACUCAGAACAACAGUGCAAUAG
Molecule: messenger RNA, 2952 nt
Organism: Mucor velutinosus
Lineage: Eukaryota; Fungi; Mucoromycota; Mucoromycetes; Mucorales; Mucoraceae
Product: Calreticulin
Exons: 7
Coding region: 1-2952 (983 amino acids)
Biological process (GO): RNA export from nucleus; protein localization to nuclear inner membrane; transcription-dependent tethering of RNA polymerase II gene DNA at nuclear periphery
Cellular component (GO): nuclear pore; nuclear pore inner ring
Molecular function (GO): structural constituent of nuclear pore
Source: RefSeq, a predicted model, not a curated record